AGAGGUCUUUUUCUUUCACAUGGUAGCUGCUGUGCAUGGCACGGCUUUUCAUUUAUUCCUACGUGAGCAGACCCACUACACUUCUUGCAUAUAAACAGUGAAAAUUACAAUAUAAAGGACUUAAUAUACCUUCUCUUGGAGUGAUUUUACCACUAGUCAAAGCCUUGCCUGCCUAGCACGGCUGAGGUACAUUUUCUGCAGGUAAUUCUGACACCUCAAGAACCUGCUCACCUGCCAAUCCUGUAAAGACUGAUGAUCUAUACUCCUCUUCUGAAGUCAAAGGGUCCAUAGUUCUCUUCCUAAAAUCAUUCAGGUUCCACAGACCUGGUUAGCUUUGUACCAAUGUAAACAAGAGCAAGACUAGAGGGCAGAAACUAGUCUCUGAAUCCCCUUUGUGGCUUUAUUCCAGUCCUGGUCACGCCCCACUGGGCUGUAUGAGGCGAUUUGGGAAGACAAGUUUCCAUCACUAAAAAAAGGGAAGGAACAUGAAGGAGAACAAUGGCCCCAGAGGAGGAAUUUCUGUUUGACACGAACAGAUGUGCUACCCCAGGAACAUCAUGUCAUUUCAAAAGAGCAAACAUCCCAGUCGUUUGUUACACUGCCUAUUUACACUCCAUGCAGAGGAGGCAUACUUAAGAGGCUGGCUAUACCACACCUGAGCUUACCCCUACCGGGAAGAUGAACUGGAUAUUCCAAAUGUAACCUGUUCUAUUAGGAAUUCAUUUGUCAUGGUCCUUGAGAUUGCUUCUAUUGUAUUUUCCUGGUCGGUGUGAAACAGAAUGACAGAUUUCCUCCAGGAUCUGAGUAAUCUGAUUCUAUCAAUACCCAGACCACCAGCAACUUCUUAGAUGUUGGAUGGUUGACAAUUAGGGUAACUCAAGUGUUUAUCUAAUUAGCAAUUAGCUCUGUGAUGAAAAACAUAUUGUUAACUCCAGAAAUAACAUUAGAAAUAGUCAUAGAGUAAAACCUAUAAGCCAGGGAUGGCCAACAUAGCAACCCACACAAUCAGGAGAGGGUAUCUUCUCCAUCAUCUCUGCUGGCUGUGUUUGGCAUCUGGGGCUUGGUCACCAGAUGCUGCUCGAAUGACUUAAUGCAACUUGUCAAGAAGAAGCUUGCAAUCCAUAGAUUGGCUCGAUGGCCCAGCAAAGCAUGAAAGUGAGACCCGUACUCCUGAAGCGGAACAGUCUGGAUUCAGUGGACUUUGUGAAACAGCCCCACCACCGCAGAAGCAAAUCCCAGCAAGUCCGCUUCAAGGAAGAUGGAGCUAGUAAGAAUCACGCUGGCCUGGCAGAGAUUGAUGUCCAAACAGACCAAGACUCCACCCUGAUGGAGAAGGUGCAGGCAUCCCGGCACCAUCACCUGCCCAAUUACUCCCUCUCCUUCCCUGGGUCCCAGAAGGGGGAGAACAUUCGGAAUAUUGCAAUUCAAACAUCCCCCAGCCUUAGGAAGCACUUCCCUGUUUUUAAAAGGAAAAAACUCACAGCCAGCAAGUCACUAGUGGAAAUGCCCACCGGGUCUAAAAACUCCAUCCAAGUCAAUGGCAAUCUCUCAGAGCAGGACAUCAUGUCUUCUGAUCUUACCUAUUUACAGAUCACUAGGCAUUUGGAUGAUGUGCCUCACAGAGGUAAGAAAGCACAUCCAUUUUUUCCCAGAGUGUCCAAGGCACAAAGCAAUGGGCCUGUCAGCAUCUGCUUUGAAGCAAAUGCUCUGGGGCCCUCAGAAAAGGUGACGGCUUCUAUACAAGUUCCUGAUGAUAUAUGUCAUAGCCCUCCAUGGGGUACCAAAGCCCCCACUUACAGCAUGGACAGGCCUGUGGAAUUAAGCAACUCAAUACAUCCUUGUGCAAAUAUGUGCCCAGGGGAUGUGAAUGGCAGGCUGCCAUCUAGUUCAGAAAGGCCCUCUUCCUGCUUGAGUACUGCCAGCGGUGCUCACUCCUUGCCUGGCAGAGAUAAAACGGACCCUGAAUUGCUUUUGCCCAAAGACACAUCUGGCAUUAAAGAGCCGGUUCCUUUAUCACCUCCAUCAAAGGGAACUUGCACUCCUUCACCUCCACAGACCCAUAGCUCCUCACCUUGUUUCCUUGGGGAGCACAGACAAGCAGCCCCUCCUGAAACUGCUUCUGACUGUGAUGCACCAAGUAAUGAUCAUAAGGACCUAAUAUCAUUGACAACUAGCAACAUGACAAAAUCUGCUCCCGAGUGUCGGGAGGAGACAGAAAAAAAUUCCAACCAGGCAGAUCCUUUGGAGUUUAAAAAUUGUCUAGGAAGCUUUCACCUCCAGUCUUCUCUCCCAAGGAGUGAAAGCAAACCUCAAACCAACAAAGAGAUUAAAGGAAUUAAUCCAAUUCACCUAGCACAUGGUGAACUGUGUGACCUUCAAGGGAGACUGCAAUCUGUGGAGGAAUCUCUGCACUCAAACCAAGAGAAGAUUAAAGUCCUUUUGAACGUAAUUCAAGACCUGGAAAAAGCCAGAGCCCUCACUGAAGGGCGUAACUUCUACCGAACUGGCCAGGACCUCAACAACUGCAGCACUUGUCAGAACACAGCAUGCAUCAUAUACAGUGUAGAAUACGAUUUCCGACAGCAAGAAGGGAGGUUCCAUCAAGUCCUAAGUAGUCUGGACCAAGUAGAACCACCACCAGAGACAGCCCCACCACCAAAGUCGCCAGCUGAGCCUCCAGCUCCUGAAAAACAGGACUUAAGGAGGAAAACCAAAAAGGUGAAGAAGAAAUGUUUCUGGUGGAUUUGAGCUUGUAAGAGCACUGCACUCCUCAAACUGCCUUCCCAAGAUGGGGAAGCCAAGUGCCAGGUCCUCUCCUGCUCGGUAGUCAAAGCAUUCAAAAGACCACCAAGGUCAUCCCAAGAGGUGUGUACCACCACACGGACCUAAUCAGAAAUGUGGCAGGCAGACCUCAGCAGGUUUGGGACCAAUCACCUAAUGGGACUCAGUGGCAGAAGGAGCAGGUCUCACUUGCUAAAGGUUUUACAGAUACUCCAAUGCUGACUUGCAGAACUCCCUUUCAAACAGUUAUUUUCAUAAGGCAGGAAGGUUUCCAGCAGCCACUCACAUGCUCUCUCAUUACCCUAGCACUCUGCAUUGACCCACUCACCUACACCACGAGUGUAAACACUCUCUGACCUAAGCUCGCAGACAAGGAAAGGCAGUAGCUUCAGAGAUACGAGGGUUCCUGAGGGCUACUUCUUGGGUGUGCUGGGAAAACAAAAUGCCCCAACCAAUAGUUUCCUGAGACAUCAGCAAUACUUAAGCACAAAAAGAGGUCAAACUGCAUGGUAGCCCUAAAAAGUUAGUAUUUUUUCAUUCCUUAAUUAGAAAUUUGAACCUAAAUUAUUAAAUAAUAUGAUGACACUGAAAUGUUAUUAGGACUUGCAAAGAGGUCCUCAUUCUACACACAUGCACACACACACACACACACACACACACACACACACACACACACACACACACAAACACACAUAUACCCCAAUAGCUUUGUAAGAAUUAUUACUGGUUGCCUGUUUUGACAUCCAGUAAAUUUUCAGUAAAUAAGAAUGGUAGAGAAAGAAUAAGAAGGAUUUCUGCCAUGACACUCAUGCCUAUAUACCCUCUCUUUCACAGAUCCUCAGGGUUCCCUUGGCAAGGUAGGUCCUCCUUGGCAGGAGAAUCUGGAAUGAGGUGAUUAGGCUAUUUAUAACACUCCCAACCCCUUUCAGGCUCCUUUGUAACAAAAAAUAAUGAGUUAAGUAAAACCAGCCAAAAUGGUGGUUGAAUCCAACCUUUCCUGCCAGUAGAAUGUAAGCUCCUGGAGGGCAGAGACUGUUUUGUUUUUGUAUCCCAGCACCUAGCACAGUGCCUUGCACAUAGUAGGUGUUUAAUAAAUUGCUAUUGAACUGAAUUGGCUGAGGCCUCAAUUAAAUCCCCAUAAGAUUUUUCAAAAACAAUAUUCAGUACCACAAGAAUCAGUUGCCCUACCCAGGUAUUCUGGUUUUGGGGUAUUGUCAAUUUUAUAAUAACUCAUCAGAUGUUUGGCUAUUCUAGUAGCCUUGCCCAUAAUUUCAAAUCAGAUUCAGGAUCCUGUAGUUUAUGAAUCUGAGGCUUAUACCUUCACAAUGAGUUAGAAAUGAGAGUCUGAUGGGAAGAAGUUGUAGAAUUUGGAAUGGAGAUAUAUUUCUUGUUUCUACUAAGCCUUGAUUUCUUAUGAGUGCCCAUGCUAAUUUUCCUCCAGGCUCUAAACCUGAAAAAACAGUCUAAUUUAAAUUGGUGGACAAAAUCUUUCAAAAGAAUAUAAUUAGAUUUCUGCUGCACAUUCAUGGGGAGUAAAGAGCAAAGGUCAGAAAGACUCCUAACUAAAUUAAAUCCAAUGGCGACUUGUUGAAGUAGUCAUGCCUCAAUCGAGGGGAAAAGAGAAAUAGAUGAAAACUGUGGAUUAGCUAUGAAGAAACCAUUGGGCUGCAGAAUCAUGUUGAGGAGUUUCUGGGAGGAGAGUCCCCUACCCAUGGUUGUAUGUAGGAAACAGUAGCCCCUCCCAAAUCAAGGCCUCUUCAGAAAACCUCACCAACAGUGUGUCACCUUCCCUCACCACAGCAGUGCAGUCAACAUAGCCAUUUCAAUGGGAGGAGGAAAAUUUCAGGAAAGUUACCAAGAAAUCUGAGUGUUGCUAAAGCUGCUUUUAUCUUGAUUCUAGGGUAGUGUCUAAACUCACACAAAGAGAUCCUAAUGAAGCCCACAAUACACAAAUAAAACCAAUGAACAUUAUAAGAAAUAUGUUUAUAAUCUAUCUCUUUCUAAAGCCACAUUUAAACAUAGCAAUAGCUAAAUGCCACUAAUACUUCUAUCUGCAUUUUGUAUAUACAGCCAAUUCUCAAAUGAUUCUCACCUAUGAAAAGAUCAAUAAUAUGGAUAAUCCAAAAUGAAAUUUAAUCAAAAGUUCAAUUAUGCUUGGUUUUGGAAUAAGUGAUUUUUUUCUCAGUGCAUUUGCCACCUUAAUUAUUCUCUGUUUAAGUUAUUUUUUAAAUGUGUCUUUUUCAUCUGAACACUUAUCAACUAUAUUGCAGGACGCUGACCAAGGACUAAGCUGAAUAAUUUAAGGAAGCCAGCCUGGGAGUCUACCUUUCUAAGUGGAUAACACACACUUGUAGAAAUGACAUCUUAUGAUAUAAUGAUAUCCAUUAUACAUCCACAUCUACACAAGUCCGUUAGACCCAUAUAUGUGCUUUAUUGCAGGAGCUCAAGUAGUCUCACAGAACACAAGGGAUCAGGACUAGGUCCUGAAAACCAGCUAACAAAAAAAGAACAGUAAGGCAAUGAAAGGUUCUGUACCAAAGCACAGUCCAGGUGCUCCUGGGACCUAGUUCUGGAACAAAAGGAGGGAGUUCCUCAGUACCAAGCCUAUCAUAACCAUUGAAGUGAGAUGAGCCUUGUCACAACUUUCCUUUUCAGCAGGUAAAAUGGUCUCUGAAUUAUUCAAAACUCCUAUUAAAACAGUAAAAAAAAAAUAAUAAUAGCAACACACAGAAACCAAAACCCCUACUUAUCUCCUUGCAGGAAGACAGCCCUUCUCCACUGUAAAAUAAUGUAUAGCAUCUGCCACCAUGAUUCUACAGAAAUACUACACUUGAAGUUAUUCUGUUUUAUGGAGAAAGAUCCAUCUAGCAAAAAAUUCUUUUGUAUGAGAGAGAGGAAACAUGGAGUGACACCAACACAUUCUACAACGCAGGAGUUUCCAUAGCUACUUUCUCCGUAGUGGAAUAAAAAAGAUUACUCACUCUACUCGAUACUUAAAGCUAGCUGCUCUAUAGAGCACCUUCUUUAAAAUGAUGUACUAAUGUAAUGUUUUGUAAAUUUCUAAAUGGUUUUAAAUGGGAUAUUAUCUUUUUCAAUAAACUUACAUAUUUUUCUUA
This is a messenger RNA of Monodelphis domestica (gray short-tailed opossum), 5897 nucleotides long. RefSeq names its product inhibitory synaptic factor family member 2B (gene INSYN2B). The record is from RefSeq and is a predicted model, not a curated record. NCBI's taxonomy places the organism in Eukaryota, Metazoa, Chordata, Mammalia, Didelphimorphia, Didelphidae.